Vespa crabro (European hornet) is the source of this 2415-nucleotide messenger RNA. RefSeq names its product SWI/SNF-related matrix-associated actin-dependent regulator of chromatin subfamily A-like protein 1 (gene Marcal1). Bases 171 to 2306 code for a protein of 711 amino acids. Gene Ontology annotation, cellular component: nuclear replication fork. Gene Ontology annotation, molecular function: ATP binding; ATP-dependent chromatin remodeler activity. NCBI's taxonomy places the organism in Eukaryota, Metazoa, Arthropoda, Insecta, Hymenoptera, Vespidae. Gene Ontology annotation, biological process: DNA repair; replication fork processing. The record is from RefSeq and is a predicted model, not a curated record. The transcript has 11 exons.
AUACAAAAUAAAGAAAUUUAAAUAGACGUAAAAACGUGGUUAUGUAUUUUUGGGCGAUAAACUUACACAAUUGUUUAAAGUACACACAUUAAAGGAUAUUUUAACAUUGACUUUUUAUUUAAUAUUUAGAUAAACAAAGAAUUAUAUUAUUGAUAAUUUUAUUUAUAUAAAUGGCUACUGUACAAUAUACACAGAAAGAAAUAGAAAAGAAACGCUUGGAAGCAUUACAAAGAAAACGACAAAUUCAAUCAAAAGUAACAGCACCAUUUGAUCCAGGAAAAGUACAACAAAAUCAAAAUAUAAAGUUACCUAUAAAAAGUUCUUCACAAAAUGCAAGUAAUCUUCGACGGCCUAUUACUGAUCCUAUACUCAAAUCUGAACCAAACAAUUCUCAGAUUGGGCCUAUGCGAAAAUACAAAACAAAUAAUAGAUAUACACCUAUGACACCACAAAAAUUUUUUGGUAUUAAUUCUGUUAUAACAGGAAAAUGCUAUAUGAUUACUAACGAAAGAUUUGCAAUAGAAAUAUCAUCUUAUUUACCAUCUGUAAUUGAAAUAUUUAAAACGGUGAACAGUAGAAUAUAUGAUAUAAAGACGAAGAUAUGGAAUUUUCAUCUGAAAGAUUAUGAUAAUUUAAUAAAGAAGCUAUUGGAAUUAAAAUCUAAUCUUUCUAUAAUACAAAUACCAAAAUCUGUCCUUCAGAUUUUCCAGAAAAACUUAAAUUCACCUAAUGAAAUAUCUUCUAUUGAUCUGUCAUCAAUAGAUGCAACAUUGAGAGAUAUGUUAAUGCCUUUUCAACAAGAAGGCAUCUGUUAUGGUAUUUCAAAAAAUGGUUGUUGUAUAAUUGCUGAUGAUAUGGGAUUGGGAAAAACAUUGCAAGCAUUAGGAAUAGCAUAUUACUUUAAAGAUAGUUGGCCUUUGUUAAUUGUAGCACCAUCCUCUGUUAGGUAUCAAUGGUCCGAAGCUAUUUAUAAUUUUUUACCAUCUAUACCUGCACAUUAUGUUCAUCAAUUUACCAAUGCUAAAGACUUUGUUAGUGAUGUAAAAAUUGUUAUAGUAUCUUAUGAUAUAUUAGUAAGAGCAGUAGAAAUAUUUAAAAGGCGUGUUUUUGGAUUUAUCAUUUUGGAUGAAUCCCACAUUUUGAAAAACAAUAAAACUGCUAGAUUUAAUGCAGUACAAAGCACUGUAUCUAAUGCACGACAUAUAAUUUUACUUAGUGGAACACCAGCCUUGUCUCGUCCUAUAGAAUUAUAUACUCAGGUUAAUCUUGUGCUUCCCAAUUUUAUGGGAUUUCAAGAGUAUGGAAUUCGAUAUUGUGCAGGAGAAAAAAAACUUUUUGGCUGGGAUUUUACUGGAUCAUCAAAUAUGCAGGAAUUACAAUUACUACUAAAAUCAACUUGUAUGAUUAGACGAUUAAAAGCUGAUGUGUUAAAUCAAUUACCAUCAAAAAUAAGGCAGGUCAUUAUAUUGAAUCCAGAUCUUAUAAAAGUAGGUACGAAAGAAAUGGAAGAUAUGUCCAAAGAGUUAGAGAAAAAAGUUUCAACUGGUCUAGAACAUCAUAAUGCACUUCUUCAGUAUUAUAAUACAUCAAGUUUUGUAAGAUUAAAAGCUGUAUGUAAACAUAUUACUCAACUGUUCGAAACUAAACAGAAGUGUCUUAUUUAUGCUCAUCAUCAACAUGUUUUAGAUGCAAUAUGUGAUAUUGCAGAAUCUAUGGAAAUAGGAUAUAUAAGGAUCGAUGGAAGGACAAGUUCAAAUAGAAGAAAAGAUUUGAUCAAUAAUUUUCAAGAUAAUACAAAUUGUUUGGUAGCUAUCUUAUCUAUAACUGCUGCAAAUGCUGGCAUUACACUAACAGCUGCACAACUAGUAGUUUUUGCAGAAUUAUUUUGGAACCCUGGAAUUUUAUGCCAAGCAGAAGAUAGAGUACACCGAAUAGGACAAGAUAGUAAUGUUGUUAUCCAAUAUUUAGUGGCAAAACAAACAGCUGAUGAUCAUUUAUGGUCAUUAAUACAAAGAAAGAUAAAUAUACUAUGCAAAGUUGGUCUCAAUCAAAAUAUUCUCAUGGACGAAGCGGAAGUAACAAAUCAAGUAUUAAAACAAAAUGACCAGUUAAAAAUAGAGUUCUUCAUGGAAAAAACUCCAAAAAAGAGUUUGAAAUCAGAUGAUAAGAUGGAUAUAAGUGAUGAAAUAAAUAACGAUAAAUCAUUAGAAAAUAAUGAAGAAAAAGAAGAAAUUCCUAUUAUAGAUAUUAAAGAAUUACUAAAUUUAGGUGAAGAAGAUCUACAAAAUUGUGAUUGGAAUUUCUAAUAAAUAGAAUUUAAGAUUACAUUGAUUAAGAUAGUUAUUUGAAUAAAACAAAAAAAUUAUAAUGGAUAAAACCAAUUUUGCAUUUAUAACAGAUUUAUAUUAGUAACUA